UAUAGAUCAACCGACAGGGGGCAGGCAGACAGCAGCCACUUCCGCAACUGAAACCCGAAGUGUUUUGUACACCUGCGAACCUAAAGAAGAUAAAAUAUGAAGAAAGACAGCAGGGAAAUGUCUUUAAACGUGGAUCCGGAUUUACCCUUGGAUGACAAGGGAGCGAAAGAGGAGGCAGCCGAUAUGGAGGGUGAGAAGAAAGAUGAGUCUGUAACCAGAUGGAGCGAGGAACUCAGGCUGGUGCUGAUUGGAAAGACCGGAUCUGGCAAGAGCGCGUCUGGAAACACCAUCUUGGGCUGCAGGCAGUUCCUGUCACAGAUCAGCGCCCGAUCUGUCACCAAGAUCUGCGAGAUGGGGAGCACUGAGCUCUCCGAGGACGAAGACGCGGGGGAGGAGGGCCGGACCGCCGCGCGGAGGAGGGUGAGGAGGCUCACGGUGGUCGACAUGCCGGGUUUCGGCGACACCGACCUCCGCGUGGAGCAGAUUCAUGCCGAGAUCGCCAAAUGCGUCUCCCUCUCUGCCCCUGGCCCGCACGCCUUCCUCCUCGUGGUGCCUUUGGGACGAUACACGGAGAAUGAGAACGAGGCCAUCGGCGAGCUGGCCAGGGUAUUCGGAGAGGACGCCGUCCGUCUGCACACGGUGGUCCUCUUCACUCGGGGCGACGAACUGGAGGGCAUGCGGAUCGAAGAAUACCUGAGAGAGACUGCACCUGCUGGGCUUCAUGCUCUGAUCGACAGGUGUGGAGGAAGGUACCAUGUUCUCAACAACAGAGACCCCAGCAGCAGGGCUCAGGUUGAAGAGCUCAUCACGAAGGUGGAUGCGAUGGUGCAUCGGAACGACGGGGGCUUUUAUACAAACACCAUGUUUGUGGAGGCAGAGGCUGCCAUUAGGGAGGAGCAGCAGAGGAUGCUGAGGGAGCGAGGGCAGGCGGAGGGCGAGGAGCAGGAGGCGAGUGAGAAACAUGCAAAACAAAGAAAGUCUGUCAGAGGUUGUUCGUCCUCAUCCCACCUGAGGAGGGAGGCAGCGCUCUCACCCAAGGUGCAGGACAGAAUCAAGAUCAUUGUGACUGCCAGUGUGACGGGCAUGGCAGUUGGUUUGGUGUUUGGAGCGAUGGUUCCUCUGGCGGCCGCGGCCGGGGCGUCUCUCGUGGGAAAUGGCAUAGGCUUUGUCGCAGGAGGCACUGGCACGGGGAAAGCUGUGGGUGCCUUGGUGGCCGCAGUCUCAUCGAAAACCGCCGUGACCCUGGGGGCGGUGACGGGCGGAUUUGUGGGUGGUACUGUGGGAGCCAUGGUGGGCACCGAAUCCCCCAGUCCCAGGGAGGGCGCAAUGGAGGCUCUGAGCCAGGUCAGUCUCAUCGGGGCUUCUGCUGUGGGGCUGUCGGCGGGGGUGGGAUGCACCCUGGGAGCUGGAGCUGCUCUGGGCGCAGCUCUGGAGGGGGCGGCGCUCAGCACUCCAGCUCUCAGUGGAGCUGGAACACCAACAGCUUCUGUCACCUCUGCUUCCACGGCUUCAGCGGUCUCUGGGCUGCCACAGUGUACCGCAGCUUUAGAGGCCGCGGCAGGCGCCCCCGUGGCCGUCGCGAGCGCCCCAGUGGCCGCCGCGAGCGCCCCAGUGGCCGCCGCGAGCGCCCCAGUGGCCGCCGCGAGCGCCCCAGUGGCCGCCGCGAGCGCCCCAGUGGCCGCCACUAGUGCCCCAGUGGCCGCAGCGAGUGCCGCCGCCGCCGCGAGCGCUCCAGCGGUCACAGUGAGCGCCACCCGCCACAGCGAGCGCCACCGCCACAGCGAGCGCCACCGCCACAGCGAGCGCCACCGCCACAGCGAGCGCUACCGGCGCCGCGAGUGCCACCGCGAGCGCCACCGCUGCCGCGAGCGCUCCAGCGAGUGCCACCGUGACCAAUGUAACCAACGCGAUCGCUGCGAGCACCUCUAUGCUGACCGGUGUGGUGGUGGUGAAGUUGAUGAAGAAGAAAAUGAGAUAUGGCGCAUGUCACAGGAGCUGAGAAUAACCAAGAAAUCCCCCGAUUUUAUCAACCCGUACGGCACGGAGAGAGACGACGUGCUCCACACGGCCGAGGCGUUCCAGAAGAUCCUGCGGGAGGAGGAGAAGAGGAGGAGGAAGGAGGAGAAGAGGAAAGAAAUCCGGAAAGGCCCUCGCAUCUCCCGCUCCCACAUGGAGGAAGUGAACGCUGCCAUCAGAGGAAGGACAGCCAGGCGCUCUGUUGACGGCGAGAGAGGAGGCCUCAACGCGAGCGGAGGUCCGCCUCGCUCCGCUGAAGGAACGAGCCGCUGUUCGCCAACAAUCAACCGACAGAGGGCAGGCAGACAGCAGCCAAACACUUUCACGACUAAAACCCGGAGUGUUUUCUACACCUGCGAGCCACGUCUCCCGACUUCUGGAGAAGAUGGAUGUCUGAAGAAAGAGAGCAAGGAGAUGUCUUUGAACGUGGAUCCGGAUUUUCCCUUGGAUGACAAGGGAGCGAAAGAGGAGGCAGCCGAUAUGGAGGGUGAGAAGAAAGAUGAGUCUGUAACCAGAUGGAGCGAGGAACUCAGGCUGGUGCUGAUUGGAAAGACCGGAUCUGGCAAGAGCGCGUCUGGAAACACCAUCUUGGGCUGCAGGCAGUUCCUGUCACAGAUCAGCGCCCGAUCUGUCACCAAGAUCUGCGAGAUGGGGAGCGCUGAGCUCUCUGAGGACGAAGACGCGGGGGAGGAGGGCCGGACCGCCGCGCGGAGGAGGGUGAGGAGGCUCACGGUGGUCGACAUGCCGGGUUUCGGCGACACCCACCUCAGCGUGGAGCAGAUCCACGCGGAGAUCGCCAAGUGCGUCUCGCUCUCUGCCCCCGGCCCGCACGCCUUCCUCCUCGUGGUGCCUUUGGGACGAUACACGGAGAAUGAGAACGAGGCCGUCGGCGAGCUGGCCAGGGUAUUCGGAGAGGACGCCGUCCGUCUGCACACGGUGGUCCUCUUCACUCGGGGCGACGAACUGGAGGGCAUGCGGAUCGAAGAAUACCUGAGAGAGACUGCGCCUGCUGGGCUUCACGCUCUGAUCGACAGGUGUGGAGGACGGUACCAUGUUCUCAACAACAAAGACCACAGCAACAGGGCUCAGGUUGAAGAGCUCAUCACGAAGGUGGAUGCGACGGUGCAGCGGAACGACGGGGGCUUUUAUACAAACACCAUGUUUGUGGAGGCAGAGGCUGCCAUUAGGGAGGAGCAGCAGAGGAUGCUGAGGGAGCGAGGGCAGGCGGAGGGCGAGGAGCAGGAGGCGACUGAGAAACAUGCGAAACGAAGGAAGUGUGACCUGGAGGCUGACGCGGCGGGCAGCAGGGAGGAAGGAGGAGGGCUGAAGCUCCGGCGGAGAGAGAUGGACAGAGGGAGCGACGAGGAGUUGAGGGUGGAGAGGUGGACGGACGAGAGCCGAAGCAGUCCCUUCAGCCUGCUGAGGGAGCAGGUCAGAGGUCGCCGCCGGGGGUCCGGCAGGGCCGUCAGCAGGAGGCAGGCGCUCCGCUUGUCCUUGUCCCGCCUGAGGAGGGAGGCGGCGCUCUCCGCCAAGGUGCUGGACAGAGUCAAGAUCCUGGUGGCUGCCGGUGCGACGGGCAUGGCGGUCGGCGCGGUGUUCGGAGCGGCGGCUCCUCUGGCGGCCGCGGCCGGGGCGUCUCUCAUGGGGAACUCCGUAGGCCUCGCCGCAAGUCAGUUAGCAGGGAUGUCCGCGGCAGGAGGCACGGGCGUGGGGAAAGCCGUGGGCGCCUUGGUGGCUGCAGCCUCAUCGAAAACCGCCGUGGCCCUGGGGGCGGCGACGGGCGGAGUUCUGGGUGGCUCUGUGGGAGCCGUGGUGGGUGCCGAGUCCCCCGGUCCCAGGGAAGGCGCAAUGGAGGCUCUGAGCCAGGUCAGUCUCAUCGGGGCUUCUGCUGUGGGGCUGUCGGCGGGGGUGGGAUGCACCCUGGGAGCUGGAGCUGCUCUGGGCGCAGCUCUGGAGGGGGCGGCGCUCAGCACUCCAGCUCUCAGUGGAGCUGAAACAGCAGCAGCUGCUGUCGCCUCUGCUUCCACGGCUUCAGCGGCCUCUGGGCUGCCGCAGUGUGCCGCAGCUUUAGCUCAAGAGGCCGCCGCGAGCGCCCCCGUGGCCGCCGGCCCCGCCGCCAGUGGCCUGUGUGGGUUAUCAGCCUCCAGCAUGGCUCCCGUAGCCUCCAGGGCCGCGGCAGACCCCUGGGGGACCGUGGCGGCAACAACACGCGUCAUGGGCGUGGUGGCUGAGAUCGGCAAGGCAGUGGCGGGCAUCGCGCUGGCCGGCGGUCUGGUGGUGAAGGUGGUGAAGGAGAAAGUGAGAUGCGGCACAGGGACUACAGAGGCCUCCUACUCUGAGAAGAAGUCCUAUGAAAUCUACUGGAACAAAUAAGUACUUAUUUACUCAGUGUCCUAAACACACGUUUCUGUUCUUUCACCAUUAUGACACUGCUCUGAGACGAAUAUGUAAAGCGCCUCACAGGCACCAAGCAAACAGACCAGUGUGAUAUAAAACAAUAUUUACUCAUUUGUACUGUAAUUUAUAUUUGACAAUAUUUGGCAGUGUUUCAAGCUGAUAAAUGAAUUCAAUGAUUUGCUAUCUGAUUGUCACUUUUUGUGUGUGGGAUAGCUACAAAAUGAAAUCUUUACUUUUGUGUUUAUUUUUUUAAUUAAAUUUAACUUCCAGUAUUAUAUAUUAAUAGCAGUUUUCACUUGUUGUGAAUCCCUCUCCAGUUUCUUGAUCUGUUCACCUCUGCAGCAAAAUGAACAAUAAAAAGUUUUCUGCUCAGUG
This is a messenger RNA of Salarias fasciatus (jewelled blenny), 4788 nucleotides long. RefSeq lists its product as uncharacterized. NCBI's taxonomy places the organism in Eukaryota, Metazoa, Chordata, Actinopteri, Blenniiformes, Blenniidae. The coding region runs from base 97 to 4389 and encodes 1430 amino acids. The record is from RefSeq and is a predicted model, not a curated record. The transcript is spliced from 7 exons. Gene Ontology annotation, molecular function: GTP binding.